GCACGCAAAUCGCUGGACCUCGGCACUGAGAAACACGGCCCCACCUGACCAGGCCCGGGGCUUCCGUUCUGGGGACUAACACCUAGACGACCAGGGGUGGGGAUCUCGCCUGUGAGCCAAACUCGAUAUCACUCAGGAUUGUUGAUCCUCUUGACAAUUGCACUCUGAAUUGUCCGGCCAUAAGCAAAUCUUUUUUUUCUUUCUCUUCCUUUACCAACUCACCACCCUCAGGCACAAGCAUACGUCAACGACACACAGCACACAUAGCAAACACCAUGGCGCGCAUCCCGUAUCCCCCGCUGCCCCCGGCCCCGAAGAAGGACGGGACCACGACGACGCCGCGGCCGCCACCGCCCAACGUGUCGCGCGUGCUGGCGCACAGCACGGGGACCGCGACCCACUGGGGCGCCGUGGCCAACGCGCACUUCACGGCGCUGCAGCUGGACGCCAAGCUGCGCGAACUCGCGAUCCUGCUGACGACGGCGAAGCUGGGGUCCACGUACGAGCACACGCACCACUCGCUGAUCUCGGCGAAAUUUGGGGUCAGCGACGCGCAGCGGGCGUGGAUCGGGGACAAGGCCAGGCUGGCGGAGGGAGGGGUGCUCAAUUCCGUGCAGCAAGGAGGAAAGGAGCAAGAGGGCUUGUUCACGGACAAGGAGAAGGUGCUGCUGGUGCUGGUUGAGAAUGUGGUGGAGAGGAAGGAUGUCGGGGAGGAGCUGUGGAAGUCGGCGAGCGGGUUCUUUGGCGAGAGGGAGCUGGUGGAGAUUGUGUCGCUUGUGGGCUUUUACUUUACAUUCUCGAGGAUCACGACGGUGUUUGAGGUUGAGCUUGAAGGAUCGAGCGGCUCGAAACUCUAAUGGCGCAGCUUGCAUGAGCGGGCCGGUCCAAGAUCAACUUUGGGCUGCUGCAUUUCGACAAAUGAAGACUCUGGUUGUCCAAGUUAGGUAGAUUGCUGUUCCGAAAUUUGGAUAUCACUCUC
Microdochium trichocladiopsis is the source of this 979-nucleotide messenger RNA. Its product is annotated as AhpD-like protein. The record is from RefSeq and is a predicted model, not a curated record. Bases 276 to 857 code for a protein of 193 amino acids. The transcript has 2 exons. NCBI's taxonomy places the organism in Eukaryota, Fungi, Ascomycota, Sordariomycetes, Xylariales, Microdochiaceae.